AUGGCUAUACCCUUGUCUCAUUACUUUUGGCUUACAGGCGGCUUCUUUAUAGGCAUGUUCUUCAUGUACAACGUUGUCCCUUUUCGCAUCACAAAUCAUCAUCAAAGCGGAAAUAACUUACAUAUUAGACAAGAUCCACCAAACAAUGUUCUGAAAUUCGGAAACCCAGGUCCUAUCAGUGAUCUUUUCCAAAGAACCGCAUAUACCGCAUCGUUCAACCGCAGAGAUCGCAUCCCUCAUUGGGUAGGAGAGCACCUUACAGCAGAAAGUUUACGCCGUGGACAAAAUGUAUCCCGAGACAAAUCCCGAUUUACCGGUGAUAAAGCUGUACCAGGCUUGUUUAGAGUGUAUACCAACGACUAUACGAAUAGCGGCUACGAUCGUGGCCACAUGGCUCCUGCAGGGGACGCUGUUUCUUCACAAACCGCUAUGGAUGAGACCUUCUUGUUGACCAACAUUGCACCUCAAGUCGGCCCUGGAUUCAAUCGCCAAUAUUGGGCCUAUUUGGAGCAGUUUUGUCGUGAUUUAACAAAGAAUUUCACUGAUGUGUACGUCUACUCUGGCCCUCUGUUUUUGCCACAAUUGGUUACCACACAUGCUUCGUCUUCCUCUGAGGCUUAUGCUUUGGCUGAUUCCAAGAUUGAAUUUGAUGAGGACGGUGCUAUCAAGGUCAUCUCCAAAGUAUCAAACACAAAGGAUAGAUACAGAAUGCAAUAUGACAUGAUUGGUGCUAAUGGGCCUACAAUCGCUGUACCCACUCACUAUUUCAAGAUUCUCUUGGUAUCAAAUGGUACUGACUAUGCAUCAGGAGCCUUUGUGCUACCAAAUCAGGCCAUCGAUCAUGCCAUACCUCUUGACCGUUUCCUAGUUGAUUUGAGAGCCAUUGAGAAAGCUUCAGGAUUAACUUUCUUUCAGUCAUUGGAUAGAACCACUUUUACCAAGCUGUGUGAUUUAGUGCGAUGUAUUGUAUAG
Molecule: messenger RNA, 972 nt
Organism: Mucor velutinosus
Lineage: Eukaryota; Fungi; Mucoromycota; Mucoromycetes; Mucorales; Mucoraceae
Product: methylenetetrahydrofolate reductase (NAD(P)H) met13
Exons: 3
Coding region: 1-972 (323 amino acids)
Biological process (GO): apoptotic DNA fragmentation
Cellular component (GO): mitochondrial inner membrane; nucleus
Molecular function (GO): single-stranded DNA endonuclease activity; nucleic acid binding; metal ion binding
Source: RefSeq, a predicted model, not a curated record